Molecule: messenger RNA, 1034 nt
Organism: Mytilus trossulus (common blue mussel)
Lineage: Eukaryota; Metazoa; Mollusca; Bivalvia; Mytilida; Mytilidae
Exons: 5
Coding region: 79-777 (232 amino acids)
Source: RefSeq, a predicted model, not a curated record
AAUUUAUACAGGUAGCUCAACUAGAUACAUCGAUUUAGAAAAUAAACGAUUGCUUGUAAAAUACUUGACGUCUUAAAGAUGAAACACAGUUUCUUCGACGUAGUAGUUUUUACUGUAUCAUGUGUAUUGUUUGACAAUAUUCAAGCCGAAAUCUGUGAAACAUCAUGGAUAAAACAUGAAUGUUAUGACCAACCUUGUCCUGGUGACAUAUGGUAUAGGACAUGCAAUCAAUGUUGUAAAAUGAACAGCACGUGGUUUUGUGUUCAUGAUGUAUACUAUCACAAUUGUAAAGCUACUGGACAUGGAAGCGCGAUUACUAAAAGAAAUUUUACAGAUAGGCCAAAAGACCCGUAUGACAACACAGAAGAAUAUUCAUCAGAUAGCAACAAAGCGUCCAUAAGGAUUGGUGUUGUUGGUUCAAUUGCAUCUGGAGCAAUAUUUACCAUUGUUGCAAUUAUAAUUUUUGUGCUUUUGAGUCGCCGUCGAAAAAGUAAUCAACUUAGAAGGAAUAUUCCGUUCAUUUUUGCCAAUAACCAAAAAGGCGGGAAUAAUGGAGUGUCACGAAGUUAUCCGGAAUAUAAUGUAGGAGCAGCAGACGGCGGAAGAACCAUACCAGCUUACCAACCACCUGUUUCUACAAUUGCAUGUUUACUAUGCACUCAAAAUGUGACCAAUGAUAAACUACAAAAUGACUCACCACCACCUUACUCAGAGUGUAUUAAUCAUGAUCGACCGAACACAGUUUUGUCAGGACCACCUUACUCAGAGUAUAUUUAAUCAUGAUCAAUCAGCACCAUCUGAAUCUACAGAACCAUCUGAAUCUACAGUACAUUCUCCAGGUUUUCAACUUCUCGACGAAAUGGAUUGGGUGUAUAUGUAUUAAUGAAAUGUUAAAUCAAGUUGUGCACAAAUUCGUAUACUCAUAAAAGAAAAUCAAUAAAUAUAAUAAUGUCAACUAAACUGAUUUUUGUGGGUUUUUUAAUAUAAAGAUGAGCAGUGAGGACUUAAAAAACUUAUAAUAUAGGAAUUAAGGG